UGUUCAGGUGUCCUCCAACGUUGUACACAUAGAGGUCAAGAUGAUGGGCUCAGUCCCAAACCGCCCCCUACACACUAUCCCUACACACUACCCCUCCAUUUGCGCGUUCCCACGGAGGGUCCUCCAUAUUAAGGGCCGUCCCAAACCGCGUAGUGCGGAGGGGGAGUGGACUGUUCAGCCCUUAAAUAGCGAGUCUGCAUCGAUGCUCACUCUGGACAACUUUUUCAGGAAGUGCAACGUCGAAAUGGAGGAGGAAACAACAUAUUGAUGUGAGUUCCACAUGCGUUUAUUUCUCCCACGCCUUUUUCACACUGACAGAACAUCACAAAAAGAGUGAUGUAAAAAGAUAAAUCAAAAGAAACAAAUCUUCUUCUCUGCUGAUGUUUGAUUUAAUUGUGCACCCCCUGACACCUUAAAAUUUGAACACAACUGACAGAAUUCAUUCAUUUGUUGGACCUGAAAUGCCAGAUAAUAGGAUUGGAAAACAUGUGAGUGAAAAAAAAGUGGGACACUUUCGUCUUCUGGAAGUAGCAGCGAUCCUUGUUAGUUGCAACCUGUGCCACAGCGCUACAGCCAUGACAGUAGGCGUCUUUCUGUUACCAUGGCAAUGACGUCUUCCGUUUUCCGGUGAGGCGACAGGGUGUCCCAUUCCUGCCGAUCGUAUUAAUACCCUCCCCCUUCAAUAAUAGGUGCCCUCCACAGCUGCGAGUGUGACUUCUUUUGGAGUGACACUCGGUAGUGGAGGGGGAGUGUGUAGGGGGCCACUGGGACUAAGCCUUGGUGUUCAUGUGUUAAUUGGCUUUAGUUUCUCAAUCAAAAAUGUGGACAUCUGAUAAAUCCAGCUUCAAAAUUCAAGUUUCAUUUUGUUUGUAUUUAUUGAAAAACGGUAUUUACAGGUAACAUUUGAUACCAACAUCUCGACCUCUAUGAACACCAACAUCUAGUAAAAUCUGACAUUAUGAGACUCUGAACUAAAGCUGAUUUCUGUUUCUGUUCACCUGUUGAGUUGCAGUUCACCUGAAGAACCUGUUUCUGAACUCAUUUAAUCAGUUUUUUCCCUUAAUUUGUCACCUGUCUAUAUGAAUAAAACAGGUCAUGGUUCAUGUUGACAUACAUUAGAACAUGUAAAUGAAGCAGAAGAAGAACGCUCCAUCAGAGCUUCCAUCUGUCUGCUGCCCGGUGUGUGGGAUGUCGGAGGACACCUGAACGCAGCACGGAUCACCUGCCUCCCCAGGUGAGCUGAACGAGUGUGAUGAGCUGCUGGAGGUGCAGCUGUGAUAUAAAAGCAGAGCAGUUGCAGCUGCAACUCACAGCUUCUGUCUGCAGCAGCCUCCUCACUGCUGAUCAACCUGCUGGAGCUCAACUCUGUGGCCUGGGCUUCUUCUCACAGCUCGACAUGCUGCUGGAAUCUGUUCUCAGGGUCUCCUGGAUCUGCUUCCUGCUCCUCAGCUCUGGAGCUUGUUACCCUUUUGUAAUUAAAGGUCAAACAGGUUCUGGAGGAGGAGCUGGUGGAGGAACUGGCUCUGGUGGUUCAGGAGGAUCUGGUGGUUCUGGAGGCUCUGGUUUCUUCAGUGGUUUCUUUCCCUCUGGAUCUGCAGGAUUUGCCCCUCUGAUUAACUACCCACAGGGGUUUUCCUACAGUCUGCUUGACUUGAGACCAAGGUUUGUCGGUCUCCCAGACCCCUCAGUCUUUAUCCCUGAUAACAUUCCCACCGAUCCGUUCCCAGUAGUCGUUCGUGGUCCUACGUCCUACAUCGUCCAGUCCAGUAACGGCUACCAGCGAGCCAGAGAACUCCUCUCUCACUCUAAAUACAACCCGGAUGACUUUGGUCCAUUUAACUCUCCGGUGAACCCAGGAGAUCCUAUCCAAGGACCUGGAGCUGGACCUGGAACCAAGGUCUAAGCAGGUAAGAAGCAGCUGGAACAUGGAGUGUAGAAGAAGCUGCUGGUUCAGGGACUGACUGCUGUUUCUUUGUUUCUGCAGGUGGACCUGAUCAGCAGAACCUCCAUGAAACUACAAAGUAACUUUUAAUAAACCUAAAGUAAACCAUGAAUCUGAGUUUGUGUCCUGAACUCCAUUGACUAUUUAAACUGGCUUAGUUUGACUUGAAAUAGGUGGGUUCCUUCACUGAACUAUCAAGCUACUGUUCCAAUAAAUCUGUCUGCUGUAGUUUAAAACCUCCAGGAGCCUCUCAGGUGUUUCUCCUGUAUCUUAUCAGCUCAGAGGCAAGAAAAUGGAGGAUGAUCUGGAAAGUGUCUUCACCUUUGGGCCCAAAUGCUACUAGGUUGAACCUGAUGGUAAAGUGACUCUAAAGCAUCUGGUGUAGACCAGUAGUUCCACUGAAGCUGUCAUUAUUAAACUGUAGAACUCUCCUCCCUUGAGUUGGGUUCUAUUAUCAGCUGAUCUAGUAAACUGGAUGCCAGUCUUGGAGGGUUCAUUGAUAGUUUUUAGUCUAGUGUCAAAUAAUCCGAAUGAUUAAAUGGAUUAUUCUGCUUUUGGAAAAUGGACACUUCACGACUGGGUUGCAGAGGCUCUGGAAACUUCUGUUUCAUGAUUAUGGGGAAUUUUGUUUCUGGAGGACCUUGCUAGAAUCUCUUCUAGAAGAAGGAAAAACAUCUCUGGAUGUCCAACCAUCAAAGGUAUGUAGGACCCUCUGGAAACUCAUGGGGCUUUUCAUUUAGAAACUGCAAAUUUGAAGGCCUACAAAUACUGAAAUGUGACAAUUUAUGUGCAUCAGGACUGGCAAUUUACAUGUUGGGGGAGUUGCAUGAGUAUGGCUCAACGGUGCCACUUGGGAAACUUGAAAUGUGGACUGGAGCUUGCAUGUGUCACCUAUGGUAUUGAAAUUUGGUACACAUGUAUCAUGUCAACAUGCACAAAAUAUCGCUGGUGACCAUACUCAAAACACAACAGGAAGUCAGCCAUUUUGGAUGAAUUUGCACCAAUCUGUGGAUUUUCAAAAGCUUCAAACUCCAGCAGGGUAACCCCGACAGAGCUGAAAUUUGGCAGUAAUGUACUCCAGACAUGGGUGAUCAAAACGCUCCACAGAGGGCGUGGAAAUGGCGGCUGGCAGAAUUUUGAUGUUUUACCAUGAAGCAGGAAACACUGUAACUGGCCUGUACAUGUUCCAGUUUGCCUGAAACUUUACAUGUAUGAUCAGAAUCCAGGCCUCAUCACAUCUUUAGGUCAAAAUAUACAUUUGCAGUUAUAGCACCACCUGGUGGAUGGACAGGAAGUGCUGCAUAUCUCGCCUGUAAAUGCUCCAAUCUGCCAGAAACUUUACAUGUGCGGUCAGAUUCCAGCCCUGAAGACAUUCACAGACAAGACGCAUGAAAAUUUACCUCAUAACCAUACCUAAGGUACAACAGGAAGGUGGCCAUUUUGAAUUAUGGGUCAAAUUUUGGACCAAUUUCUGCGGUUUUUCAAAAGCUGUAAAUUCAAACGGGGUUACUCAAAGUUAUCAAAAUGCUUCACAAAAGUCUGAAUGCGUGGAAAUGGCAGCUGGCAGAAUAUCAACAAUUCACCAUGAAACAGGAAGUGAUGUCUAACUGGUCUGUACAUGCUCCAAUCUGCCUGAAACUUCACAUGCAUGAUCAGAGUCAAGCCGUCAUUCCAUCCAUCGCCAGAAGUGCUCUCUCAGUUGCAGCGCCACCUGGUGGACAUGCUUGGAUUCGCUGACCAGCAAGGAUGCGAGGACCCGACCAACGCUGCUUCCAGCUUCAACUUUGACUGGUUUUCAGAGCAUCUUCCGUUUCCCUUUAUAGGUGUGCUUUUGGUAAAGAGAAAUUGAGUGUAAACUUUCUGGAUUGUUGUGCAAAACAUGAACAAUAUACUCUAAAGGCAAAGGUAAACAUAAUAGAGUAGCUUUGUGUGCCCAACCUGAAGAUUAUUUCAAUGUGUGGGUUAAUAAAGAUGAAAAAGAAAUUAAACCGUGUAAAGCAACAUCUGAAACACGAAGGAACAACUAACUGCAUCGGAAUCUCCACCUGCUGGUAGCAGCAGUUCAGCAGCACUAAAAGGAAGUGAGCUCAUAGAAACAGGAAGUAUUUUUUUAUGUGAUCAGAGUGAGAAUCAGAGCAUCAAUCCUCUUGAUCCUGAACCUUAAAAUUCACAAACCGGCUUCAUCCUUGAGUUUACAAUCACAUUAAGAUGUUUGUUUCUGUUUCUUGGAUUGAGUUUUGUAUUUUUAAUGGUGGAUUUUUUGUAUUCAGUAUUUGGAGGUUAGAGUACAGCUCCGUAUGUAGGUGUUCACUGUCUUAUUUGAGACUUUUAUGUUCCUGGAUGUAGCUUUAAGGAUCUGUUCAGUAAUCUUUUAUCUAUAACUGUACUAGAAAUAGUACAAAGUACUCUGAAAGGUACUUGUUUGCAUUUUGUGCUUGUUUGAGUUUAUACAAAGAACAACAUGUUUUCCUGAUUUAAUUAUCUCAAACAACAACUUGCCUGUUCCUUGGAGGAUCUAAUGCUGGAGAACAUGAUGUAAAGAUGAAAAAUUACCAUGUCUGCAACGACUUUUAGCGGAUGAAUGCACUCAGUUCAUCAGAAAGUCGCUUUAAUUAUUCCAGGUUAGUAUCAACGAAACCCAGCUCACAAACUGAUUCACAGCUGAAGAUUUAAUGUGUCAGAAUGAUGUUAGGAAGCUUUCUGUUGGUUUCUAGGAGGAUAAAUGAGGACUGAACAUCAGCUGCUGCAUGUGACUCCAGAAAAACUGUCAUUCUGGUUUGUUGCUAGAAAAGAAAUGCCAGAUUUUACAGUUUUUAACUGUGUUUGGGAGAAACGGUGCAUGAAUGUUAGGAUUUAUGUGGAUUUUUGCAGCAAUUUAUUACAAUCUGCUGGGAUUCUGAACUUAUUUAUUCAGGUUUUGGAGUUUAUUUAUC
Messenger RNA from Acanthochromis polyacanthus (spiny chromis), 4875 nucleotides. RefSeq names its product homeobox protein Hox-D11-like. The coding region runs from base 1253 to 1903 and encodes 216 amino acids. The transcript has 3 exons. The record is from RefSeq and is a predicted model, not a curated record. Lineage: Eukaryota; Metazoa; Chordata; Actinopteri; Pomacentridae.